AUAUAAUAUCUAUUUUAUGAAGUGCUUGUUUUUAAAAAUUCGAAUAGCCACAUUUUAAAAGGGCAGUUUAAGGUCAAGCAAGUGAACCAAUCAGCAUCGAGUUGACAUCGAAGUGUCGGGCAGGAGAAUAACAGUAAGUAGAGUGCGCCAUUUUUGUACGCCGUCUGUCCUAAGAGAAAAAAGAAGUUUCAUCCGCCAAACCCAUUGCUGGUGGUGCAUCAUGCCUGAUGACAAGAAGAGUUGCUGUCAGUGACCCCGCUUUGGCCUACCUAAAGAAUUAGCAAGUAUUUCCGUUUCUGAAAUUCCCCUGUCCAUCCAAAAUCCUUAUGCUGUAAUAUAUUGCUGUUGAUGAGGUAAAAAUGGACAGUGAACAUGUCAAUUUGAAAGUGGUUGGCCAGGAUGGUAGUGUAGUUCAUUUUAAAAUCAGAAAGCACACAGCGUUAAAGAAGUUAAUGAGCGCCUAUGUUGAAAGAGCUGGUGUUCGGCCAGGCUCGGUGCGGUUCAUGUUUGAUGGGCAGGCAAUUGGAGAGAAAGACACACCUUCACAGUUGGAAAUGGAAGAUAAUGACACAAUAGAUGUGUUCCAGCAACAGACCGGUGGUGGGACAGAUUGCUGAACUAGUGGUCAUGUUUCAUCAUUCUGUACUUGUUGAGUUCUCUCUUGGCUCC
This is a messenger RNA of Octopus bimaculoides (California two-spot octopus), 669 nucleotides long. RefSeq names its product small ubiquitin-related modifier 3. Gene Ontology annotation, molecular function: protein binding. NCBI's taxonomy places the organism in Eukaryota, Metazoa, Mollusca, Cephalopoda, Octopoda, Octopodidae. The record is from RefSeq and is a predicted model, not a curated record.